AUGACUUUUCCAUUCUUUCGAAUCAAAAAGAAGGGAAAUAAGUCAUCUUGCUGGCCUUGGUGUCAGGCUGAAGUUUCUUUAGAUCUGCUCCAAGAAGGACGCUUAGUUGAAGUGAGUUGGCCUGAUAACUCAGUUAGCAGAUUCCAUAGUGUAUGGCUGCGACACAAUUGUCACUGCUCACUCUGUAAACAGAAAUACAGUGGACAGAUAUUGAUAGAUAGCUCUUCAAUUGAUCCGCAAUCUGUUCUGGACAAUAUAAAUGUCUUGGAUUCAUGUGUUGAAUUAAGUUGGCGAGGAAAAGAAAUACACAAAGGAGUGAUACCGCUUAGUUGGUUGAAAGACAAUUGUUAUUCUGAAAGCAGUCGUAUUAAAGAAUCUCAAGAACGAAAUAUAUCACCAUUUGUGAUUUUUGAUGUGGUAUCAAAGCCACAACCUAUCAAUGUGGCGUACUCUACAGCCAAAAUACCAUUUCAUAUGGAUUUAGUGUAUUAUGAAUCACCACCUGGGUUACAGUUACUUCAUUGUUUAAGGGAUUGGCCAGUGCAUAUGAAGUACAAAAGACCUCAUAUUACACUCAAUCCACAGGGACAGGUUAUUGGUGUUUUUUGGGCACCUCCAUUUGAAGCCCCAUUGCAAGUGGCUGAAGAGGAUGUCCAACCUUAUUAUGAUGCUUAUCACAAAUUCUCACAAUUUUUACAUGAAUGCAACUUACAGGUAGAGUACAAGUUAAAGGUGGGAGAGUGUGUUCUUUUUAAUAAUCGACGUAUUCUUCAUGCAAGGAAAGAGUUUAUAUUGAACGGUGGAACACGAUAUUUCCAGGGAUGUUACAUCAAUAUUGACGAAUUCAAGAGUAAAGUUGAAUUCAUGAUGGUACAACGUAAAACUGGUAAACAUGCAAAGAGGGUUGGGAAUCAGUGCUUCUUGUGA
This is a messenger RNA of Saccoglossus kowalevskii, 927 nucleotides long. RefSeq lists its product as uncharacterized. The record is from RefSeq and is a predicted model, not a curated record. Lineage: Eukaryota; Metazoa; Hemichordata; Enteropneusta; Harrimaniidae. Gene Ontology annotation, cellular component: mitochondrion. Gene Ontology annotation, biological process: carnitine biosynthetic process. Gene Ontology annotation, molecular function: oxidoreductase activity.